Dipodomys spectabilis (banner-tailed kangaroo rat) is the source of this 2375-nucleotide messenger RNA. RefSeq names its product nuclear receptor subfamily 4 group A member 3 (gene Nr4a3). The record is from RefSeq and is a predicted model, not a curated record. Gene Ontology annotation, molecular function: zinc ion binding; RNA polymerase II cis-regulatory region sequence-specific DNA binding; nuclear glucocorticoid receptor binding. The coding region runs from base 165 to 2099 and encodes 644 amino acids. The transcript is spliced from 7 exons. Gene Ontology annotation, cellular component: nucleus; transcription regulator complex. Gene Ontology annotation, biological process: regulation of transcription by RNA polymerase II; cellular response to corticotropin-releasing hormone stimulus. NCBI's taxonomy places the organism in Eukaryota, Metazoa, Chordata, Mammalia, Rodentia, Heteromyidae.
CUGCGGGAGAACGCAGCCCGGCAAGCCCGGGCCCUGAGCCUGGACCCUCUGCAGAGCCUGGCAGCACCAACUCGCCUCGCGGGACGUCUCCUCCUCCUACACUCUCAGCCUCUGCUGGAGAGACCCCCAGCCCCACCAUUCAGCGCACAAGAUAUCCUCCAGAUAUGCCCUGCGUGCAAGCCCAGUAUAGCCCUUCGCCUCCAGGCUACAGUUAUGCAGUGCAGACCUAUGGCUCGGAAUACACCGCGGAAAUCAUGAACCCUGACUACGACAAGCUGACCAUGAACCUCAGCAGCACGGAGAUCACGGCCACGGCCACGACGUCCUUGCCCAGCUUCAGUACUUUCAUGGAGGGAAGCAGCUAUGAACUCAAACCCUCCUGCCUGUACCAAAUGCAGCCGUCGGGGCCGAGGUCUUUGAUCAAGAUGGAGGAGGGCCGCGCGCACGGGUACCACCAUCACCAUCACCACCAUCACCACCACCACCACCAUCACCAGCAACAGCAGCCACAGCCACAGCAGCAGCAGCCGCAGCCAUCCAUCCCUCCUCCUCCGUCUGGUCCAGAGGACGAAGUACUGCCCAGCACCUCCAUGUACUUCAAGCAGUCCCCGCCGUCCACCCCCACCACGCAGGGCUUCCCCCCGCAGGCCGGCGCGCUGUGGGACGACACGCUGCCCUCUGCUCCCGGCUGCCUUGCUCCGGGCCCGCUGCUGGAUCCGCAGAUGAAGGCGGUGCCCUCGGUGGCCGGUGCGCGCUUCCCGCUCUUCCAUUUCAAGCCCUCGUCGCCCCACCCGCCGGCGCACAGCCCCGCCGCCGCCGCCGCCGGCGGCCACCACCUGGGUUACGACCCGACGGCCGCCGCCGCGCUCAGCCUGCCGCUGGGAGCCGCGGCCGCCGCGGCCGCCGCCGCGGGCAGCCAGGCCGCUGCGCUCGAGGGCCACCCGUACGGGCUGCCGCUGGCCAAGAGGCCGGCCACGCUGGCCUUCUCCCCGCUGGGCCUCACGACGUCCCCCACGGCGUCCAGCCUGCUGGGAGAGAGCCCCAGUUUGCCAUCGCCGCCCAACAGGAGCUCGUCGUCCGGGGAGGGCACGUGCGCCGUGUGCGGGGACAACGCCGCCUGCCAGCAUUAUGGGGUGCGCACCUGCGAGGGCUGCAAGGGCUUCUUUAAGAGAACGGUGCAGAAAAAUGCAAAAUAUGUUUGCCUGGCAAAUAAAAACUGCCCAGUAGACAAGAGACGUCGAAACCGAUGUCAGUAUUGUCGAUUUCAGAAGUGUCUCAGUGUUGGGAUGGUUAAAGAAGUUGUUCGUACAGAUAGUCUGAAAGGGAGAAGAGGUCGGCUGCCUUCCAAACCAAAGAGCCCACUACAGCAGGAACCUUCUCAGCCCUCUCCGCCUUCUCCUCCUAUCUGUAUGAUGAAUGCCCUCGUGCGAGCUUUAACAGACUCCACACCCAGAGACCUUGAUUAUUCCAGAUACUGCCCCACUGACCAGGCUUCUACAGGCACGGAUGCUGAACAUGUACAACAAUUUUACAACCUGCUGACAGCCUCCAUUGAUGUAUCCAGAAGCUGGGCAGAGAAGAUUCCAGGAUUUACUGAUCUCCCCAAGGAAGAUCAGACAUUACUUAUAGAAUCAGCCUUUUUGGAGCUGUUCGUUCUUAGACUUUCCAUCAGGUCAAACACUGCUGAAGAUAAGUUUGUGUUCUGCAAUGGACUUGUCCUCCAUCGACUUCAGUGCCUUCGUGGAUUUGGGGAGUGGCUCGACUCCAUUAAAGACUUUUCCUUAAAUUUGCAGAGCCUGAACCUUGAUAUCCAAGCCUUAGCCUGCCUGUCUGCGCUGAGCAUGAUCACAGAACGACAUGGGUUAAAAGAACCAAAGAGAGUGGAGGAGCUAUGCAACAAGAUCACAAGCAGCUUAAAAGACCACCAGAGUAAAGGACAGGCUCUGGAGCCCACCGAGCCCAAGGUUCUGCGUGUGCUGGUAGAACUGAGGAAGAUCUGCACCCAGGGCCUUCAGCGCAUCUUCUACCUGAAGCUGGAGGAUCUGGUGUCUCCGCCUUCCGUCAUUGACAAGCUCUUCCUGGAUACCCUACCUUUCUAAGUGGGAAACCACUUCUUUGCAGGCACCUGGGUUAAUCAAUCAAGGGAUGGGUCUGGACACCAACUACUUUCUAUCCUUUGUUCAGAGGAAACGCAGUUCCUGUAGAAAGCAAAGACUUUUUUUUUUUUUUGGUCCUUUCUGGCACCUUUUCUUUACAACCUAAAGCCAGAAAACUUUCAGAGUAUCGUGUUGGGAUUGUGUUUUAUAUUUAGCCUUUGGGAGGGCGGGGUGGUAAGGGGGUAUAAUUCAUGAAGGUUUUCUAAGAAAUUGCUAACA